UUCUUCCGGUCCACAAAAACAUGGCGCCCCCAGUCCCGCUGUUAGCAGUGCGAGGUUCAGAUGGUACCUCUCUGCUCCAUGGACCUCCACAGUGUGAGGAGCAUGCAGCUUUCCCAAGGGACUCUCGGCCCAGCAGGUGUGUCACCUUCAGCAGAGACGGAACGCUGUUUGGCUGGUGCAACGGACACAGUGUCUCUGUGGUGAAGUCCUCAGACGGCUCCAUCGUGUCGACCUUUGACCUCCCAAAGACAGCUCUGCUGGAGUUUUCUCCUCUCAACAGGGUCCUGGUCACCUGGCAGCCGUACAGAACGAGUCAGGACAAUCCUCAGGGUGAAGCGAACCUCCAGCUGUGGGAUUUACAGAGCGGUCAGCUGAUCAAAGCUCUGUAUCAGAAGAAGGUCGAGUCCUGGUGUCCCAGCUGGUCCGACGAUGAGAAGAUCUCUGUGAGGAGCGUCAGCAAUGAACUGCACUUCUUUGAGGACAAUGACUUCAGCACCAUUGCCAACAAGCUUCACAUCCAGAAAGUUUCAGACUUUGCAUUGUCACCUGGAGGUCAGCCCAGCAAGUUAGCCGUCUACGUCCCGGGCAGUAAAGGAGCCCCUUCGUUUGUUCGGCUGUACCAGUACCCGGUGUUGGGAGGACCGACUGCAGCACUCGCCAACAAGAGCUUCUUCAAGGCAGACAAAGUCACUAUGCAGUGGAACAAGAAAGCCUCAGCGGUUCUGGUAACAGCGAGUACCGAGGUGGAUAAAACCGGCGCUUCGUAUUAUGGCGAGCAGACGUUGCAUUACCUUGCUGUUAAUGGAGAGACCGCUCUGGUUCAGCUGUCGAAGAACGGUCCGAUUUACGACGUGGUGUGGAGUCCCAACUCUGCAGAGUUCUGCGUGGUUUACGGCUUCAUGCCGGCCAAGGCCACCGUUUUCAACCUCAAAUGUGACCCUGUGUUCGACUUUGGAACCGGACCAAGGAACGCCGCCUACUACAGUCCUCAGGGCCACAUACUGGUCCUGGCCGGCUUCGGGAACCUGCGGGGCCAGAUGGAGGUCUGGGACGUGAAGAAGUACAAACAGGUGUCCAAACCUCAAGCUCCAGACGCCACACAUUUCUCCUGGUGUCCUGAUGGCGAACACAUUGUCACGGCGACCUGUUCUCCUCGACUGCGGGUCGGUAACGGUUAUAAGAUCUGGCACUACACCGGCUCCGUGCUGCAUAAAUGGGACGUGGCGGCCGGGUCAGAUCUGUGGGAGGUUCGCUGGCAGCUGUUCCCUGAAGGCACCUUCCCUGAGCGGGCCGUGAAGUACCAGGCAGCACCCAGUGAGCUGGGGACCACGCAGGCAGCGCCCACACAGGCGUACCGCCCACCUGCACUGAGACACCUGCCGGCCACACCGAGUGCCAAACUGCAUGAGGAGGAGCCCCCUCAGAACAUGCGUCCAGGUGUUCCAGGGGAGAAGAGUCUUUCUAAAUCGGCUGCGAAGAACCAGAGAAAACGAGAAGCGAAGAAAGCAGCUAGACAGGAAUCAAAGUCUGAACCUGAACCUCCGUCUGAUCCCGCCCCGGUCACCAACAGCCAAUCAGAGCCGACCAGCGGUGACCCAGAGACGGACAAGAAGAUAAAGAAUUUAAAGAAGAAACUUAAAGCCAUCGAGGAGCUGAAGGAGCAGCAGGCGUCUGGAAAAGUCCUGCAGAAGAACCAGCUGGAGAAGAUCCAGAAGGAGGACCAGCUGCUGAAGGAGCUGGAGGAGCUGCAGAUCGGACACUAGGGGGCACUGCAGGAGCUACAGGCCACGCCUCCAAAUCCCACAAUCCAUCACUCUCUCGCACAAACACAGAGGGGGGGUCGGUGUGUGAGUGUUGGACUUGAACACACAGAAGGCUGCAUUUGUUUCUCAACUUUACUGCUGAAAUAUUUUAGGUUUCCUCAGUUUCCUCCACAUGACACACCUGAGGACAGGUGAAGGGGUGUGGUUUUUCAAAUGGGCAUGGUCAUGGUUGACAUGCCCCCCAACAAUUGUGAACUGACAAAAUAGUUAGAUUUCUGUUUUCAUGCAUUUGCCUGUAAUAAAUUCUUACCAACUAUACUUUAAACUUUAAAACAGUGGCAAGCGUGUGUGUGUGUUAGACACAUUAAAUUUAAAGCAGCCCACUGAACACUGUUGCUGUGCAACAUCUGUACAAAUGCUGAAGCUUUUCACAGUGUUCCUUUCAAAAUAAAAGCCACCUCUCUGUUCAGCUGGUCAGCAGAGGUUUCAGAUCAAA
Toxotes jaculatrix (banded archerfish) is the source of this 2259-nucleotide messenger RNA. It is a transcript of the gene eif2a, whose product is annotated as eukaryotic translation initiation factor 2A. Gene Ontology annotation, molecular function: translation initiation factor activity; mRNA binding; protein binding. Gene Ontology annotation, biological process: translational initiation. Bases 21 to 1763 code for a protein of 580 amino acids. NCBI's taxonomy places the organism in Eukaryota, Metazoa, Chordata, Actinopteri, Toxotidae. The record is from RefSeq and is a predicted model, not a curated record. Gene Ontology annotation, cellular component: cytosolic small ribosomal subunit. The transcript has 16 exons.